AUGAAAUAUAUAGGCCCAGGCCCAGGCCCAAUCCCAGUUCUUCUCUGCCUCCCUCCACAAGACUAAAAAGAUGAUGCCCAACCCACCCAGCUGGAACCAACCAAUUUACAAAUGUGCCACUCUCACUCUCACUCUCACUCGCUGUUUAAUCUGUAAUCGACGUCUCCCCGUUCCAGACAUUGAUCAGCUUCCCAAUCGCCAGCCGAAACUAUAACUGAUAUUGCUCUCUCUGCUUCUUUCUUCGGAAUUCUUCAUGGCUAAGCAGCAGGCGAAUUGGUCUCCUUACGACAAUAAUGGAGGGACGUGCGUCGCCAUUGCUGGAGCUGAUUACUGUGUGAUUGCGGCCGAUACUCGGAUGUCCACUGGCUACAAUAUUCUCACUCGCGAUUACUCCAAAAUUACUCAGCUAACUGGUAAAGCUCUGAUGGCCUCUUCAGGAUUUCAGGCUGACAUGAGAGCUCUGCAAAAGGUCUUGGCAGCAAGACACUUGAUAUAUCAGCACCAACAUAACAAACAAAUGAGCUGUCCUGCAAUGGCUCAAUUGCUAUCUAACACCUUGUACUACAAACGCUUCUUCCCGUAUUAUGCUUUCAAUGUAUUGGGUGGCCUUGACAAUGACGGUAAGGGCUGUGUCUUCACAUAUGAUGCUGUGGGAUCUUAUGAAAGGGUCGGUUAUAGCUCCCAAGGUUCAGGUUCUACGCUCAUUACACCCUUCUUGGACAACCAACUGAAGUCUCCGAGUCCUCUCUUAUUACCUGCAAAGGAUGCAGUGACUCCACUUUCAGAGUCGGAAGCAAUUGACUUGGUGAAAACUUGCUUUGCAUCGGCUACAGAAAGAGACAUAUACACUGGAGACAAGCUGGAGAUAGUUGUACUGGAUGCUGGUGGUAUACGGCGUGAGUAUAUUGAACUCAGGAAAGACUAGACCCCCAUGAAUUUCAUGUUUUCUUGAAGCAGGAGAUCAGUUAGACAAGGUAUUGUUCAAGAUGCCCACUGUGAGAUUCUUCACCUUCUCAGAGGACUCUUGGGAUGUGGCUGUUCAGCUAUUUACAUCAGGUGACAUUUUACUUGUGUUUGAAUCUAAAGUCUUAUCUUAGUUUCUGCUCUAAAUUUAUUACUACUUCACUCUAGGUUUAUAUCAUGUCCCUUAAGACAUUUCAGAGAUUUAAUGAACAGAAGGUUCUCUCAUAUAACGUAAAAACAGAAAGAUGUUUUGAUUUUCUUUGCC
Andrographis paniculata is the source of this 1228-nucleotide messenger RNA. Its product is annotated as proteasome subunit beta type-1-like. Bases 254 to 925 code for a protein of 223 amino acids. The record is from RefSeq and is a predicted model, not a curated record. The transcript is spliced from 7 exons. Gene Ontology annotation, cellular component: proteasome core complex. NCBI's taxonomy places the organism in Eukaryota, Viridiplantae, Streptophyta, Magnoliopsida, Lamiales, Acanthaceae.